AUGCACCCCUUCCUCUUCCUCUACGAGCUCCUCCAGCGCUUGAUCCACUACCUCUUCUCGCCUCGUCCACCUCCCUCGGCAGAGUAUGCUAGCUCUCAUGACCAAUUCCGUGUAGCGAUCAUCGGUGCAGGGUUGACCGGUGUCAGCUCGGCUGCUCAUUGUAUCGGACAUGGCGUGGACGUAGUCUUAUUCGAGAAGGGCGGAAAGGACAACGUGGGUGGGAUUUGGACGAAAGUGAAUGACACGAGUGGUCUACAGAUCAACUCCCUCAUGUACCGGUUCCACCCUGACGUGACUUGGCACACCGGCUAUCCAACUCGUGCCUCAAUCGUUCGCGAGAUCCGUCACAUCUGGACAAAAUACGAUCUUCAGCCCAAGACUCGGUUCGAUACCGAUGUCAAGCGUGUCUCCCGUUCUCCGCGCAACCAUAAUAAGUGGAUCAUCAACAAUAAUCCGGAUGAGGAGUUCGAUGCGGUGAUUGCGGCUAUUGGGACGUGUGGGGAGCCCAAGAUGGUUCAUAUGCCGGGGAUGGAGAAGUAUAAGGGGACACUUGUGCAUUCGUCCGAGUUGACGAAGCGUGCCGUUGACGUCUAUAGCAAGGAAGUAGCGGUCGUCGGCGGCGGUGCGAGUGCCGUCGAGGCACUCCAGUACUGUGUCGACAAGGGUUCUCGCGAAAUCGACAUCUUGGCUCGAAGCGACAAAUGGAUCAUCCCCCGCCAUCCCCUCAUCGACGCCCUAAUCUCCCUCCAACCCCUCGGCCACGAAACCAUCUUCUCUCGCAUCCCCGAAUUCCUCCUCCGCACCUUCUUCUACCGCGAUCUCAAAUCCAUCGCACCCCCGCCCGGCGGUAAAGGUCUCUUCUCCUCCACGCCAAUGGUUAAUUCCACUGCGCUGGAACUGAUCAGACAGGGGAGGGCAAGGUGGUUGAGGGGUGAUAUCGUCGGUGUGGAUGAAGAUGGGAUCCAGUUCGUUAGAAGGGCACAGGGAGUACCGAAGGGUGGGCCGGGACAUCCGAUGAAGGUUGAGUGUGAUGCGAUUAUUAUGGCUACCGGGUUUCAUCGACCGAGUUUGCAUUUCUUGCCUGAAGGGCUAUUUACAGAGAAGUACACCCCUCCCGCUUGGUUCCUCCAGACAUGGUCUCCGAACGAGUGGAGUAUUCUGGCCAACAAUUGUACCUUCGUCGACGCCAUUGGCACGGCUGGGCAUUUCCAUAUUGGAAUCUACACGCGCAUUCUCAUCAUGUACCUUAAAGAUCCCCGAACCCGUCCUACCAUCGCUCACAUGCGCUCCUGGGUCGACCGCACCAACUGGUUCAAGAAUGGUCCACCUGGCCAACUGGUGGACUUUAUUUUACCUGGCAUGAAUGACAAUUCAGGGAAGGAGAAGGGAGAGACAACGGGGAGUUCUGGAUUUGGGUUCUUCACGUAUGGAGAGUUGUUGGCGUGGUUUGUGGAGUUUAUGUUGUUGAGUUGGACCAGGAUUGGGUGGAUUGGGUUUGUGCUGUUUGGCUGGGAGUAG
Messenger RNA from Saitoella complicata NRRL Y-17804, 1518 nucleotides. Its product is annotated as FAD/NAD(P)-binding domain-containing protein. The record is from RefSeq and is a predicted model, not a curated record. NCBI's taxonomy places the organism in Eukaryota, Fungi, Ascomycota, Saitoellomycetes, Saitoellales, Saitoellaceae. Gene Ontology annotation, molecular function: oxidoreductase activity. The coding region runs from base 1 to 1518 and encodes 505 amino acids. The transcript has 5 exons.